UUCAUUCAACAGAUCAGCGCUGAAACUGAGCAGAGCCACAGAUGAGAGGCGUCUGCGAGAGCCAAACUACUGAUUUAACGCUCAUCCGCUUCCCUGCUGCCGUCCUGAUACACAGGAAUAUGAAAAAAUGGUAGUAAAAACCAGAAAACCAAGUGCCAAGGAGCAGAGCAGCGAGAAAGACAGGAGUCAAUCAGUGUCGGGGAAAUGCAGGCGCGGAAAAGAUGCGAAAGGCUCGGCUUUUCAGAGUAAAAACGGACUCUUUGCGGGGUUUAUUAGAAACAGGCUGGGGUUGAGCCCCUCCGCUUUUGUAAGAGGAAUAACAGUGCUGAUUCUCGCUGUUGUUGCAGGUUUUUUUCAUUGGUAUCAUCUCUCACAUCUGUUUGAAAAUGACAGACAUUUUUCACACAUGUCUACUUUGGAGAAGGAAAUGGCUUUUCGAACAGAGAUGGGACUGUAUUACUCAUAUUUCAAGACGAUCAUCGAGGCUCCGUCCUUUAUGGAUGGUCUUUACAUGAUCAUGAAUGACCGUCUCACUGAAUAUCCGCUGGUCAUCAAUACCCUAAAGAGGUUCAACUUGUACCCCGAGGUGGUCCUGGCCAGCUGGUACAGAGCAUACAGCAGCACAAUGAACUUCUUUGGGUUCCCCACCAAGUUAUGUUGGACCAUCAACAGAGGAGAGGGUCUGGAUCCAGUGGAGAGUUGUGAAGGUCUGGGAGAUCCUGCAUACUUCUAUGUCACUUUUGUGUUCCUGUUAAAUGGGGCUAUGAUGAGCCUUUUCUUCAUUUAUGGAACAUAUCUUAGUGGAAGUCGAUUGGGCGGCACUGUGACAGUUCUGUGUUUCUUCUUUAACCAUGGAGAGAGUACUCGGGUCAUGUGGACGCCACCUUUGAGAGAGAGCUUCUCUUACCCCUUUCUGGUUCUUCAGAUGCUUCUGCUUACAUACAUCCUUCGGACAAAGAACCCAAGUAAGAAUACCAUGAUGGCUCUGGGGAUCUCCAAUGUUUUCUUUAUGCUGCCCUGGCAGUUUGCUCAGUUUGUCUUACUUACUCAGGUUGCUUCUCUUUUUGCUUCAUAUAUCCUGGGAUAUCUGAGUCCAGCAAAAAUGCAGUCCAUUUUAGUGACACACAUGGUCUCAUUGGCCGUCUGUUUUCUUCUGAUGUUCGGGAACUCAAUGCUUCUGACGUCUUUCUAUGCCUCUUCGCUGGUCUCCAUCUGGGGGGUUAUUGCACUCAGGGACCGUCUGGUUGGUACAUUCAGACCCGGGCUCAUCACGUGGGUCACGCAGUGCUUUGCAUGGGUGGUUUCCACUGUUAUUCUGAAGUUCAUGCUGUCUGUGGUCCUCGGAGCGUCAGAUGAUGCCCACAUUAGCAGUCUGAUCAAAUCCAAGUUCACAAGCUACAAAGACUUCGACACGAUGAUGUACACAUGUGCGGCCGAGUUUGACUUCAUCGAAGCAGAUACUCCUAUCCGGUACAUCAAGACCAUGCUGCUUCCAAUUAAUGUGCUGAUUGUGGCUUUUAUUGCUGGAAGGACCAUACAGGACGUUAUUGUGUUCCUCAGAAAUGAGAAGACCGAAAAGUCAGAGGAUGAUGAAACAGAGCAGUCCCAUCUUUUGGCGAAGGGAGUGCUGGUUUAUCACAGUCUGCAGCUGGUGGCGUUUGCGUUGUUGGCUGUGCUCAUCAUGAGACUGAAGCUCUUCCUCACUCCUCACAUGUGCAUCAUGUCCUGCUUGAUCUGCUCCAGACAGCUGUUUGGCUGGAUUGGUGAGAAGCUCAAACUUCAGAUGACUGUCGUGGGAAUAUUGUCUAUCAUGGCAGCGCAAGGAGUGGUGAAUCUGCAGAGUCAAUGGAGCAUCAUUGGAGAGUUCAGCAACUACCCUCAAGAAGAGCUCCUGGAGUGGAUCAAGGACAGCACCAGCCCUACUGCUGUGUUUGCUGGCGCGAUGCCAACUAUGGCGAGUGUGAAACUGUCCACAGGAAGAGCCAUAGUGAAUCACCCUCACUAUGAAGAUGCAGGAUUGAGAGCGAGAACCAAGAUGGUGUAUGCCAUGUACAGUCGAAAGCCUGCUGAAGAAGUCAAGCGAAACUUAAUAAAGCUGCAGGCAGACUAUUUCAUCUUGGAGGACUCGUGGUGCACCAGACGCUCCAAGCCAGGCUGCAGUAUGCCUGAGAUCUGGGAUGUGGAGGAUGCAGAAAACGCUGGAAAAGUGCCCCUCUGCACACUCAUGUCUAGGGAUUCCCGUCCUCACUUCUCCACAGUCUUUCACAACAACAUUUACAAAGUCCUUCGAGUUCCCAAAACAGCGAGAGACGUGAGAUAACAGCAGUUUGCCUCUGCUUUUCUUUAUAGGUACACGACGCUGAGUAUUUUUGUAAAGGUCAGUUGUGUUUUUCUGGUGUUUGUUUUGUUUUGAUAAGCUGUACGUGAUGUUUAAUCUGAUCAGUAUUGAAUCACACCUUCUUUUUCUCUGUAUUUAUUUUAUCGGGAUGACUGUGACCAAAGUUUUUUUUUUUUUUGAUCCAUCUGUGGUGCUGCUGUUUGGUCCAGAGUAGCGUUUACUAAAUCAUUUCACUUUCUGACCAUUAAAGUAUUUCAUUCAAACACAUACAGUGCAUCUGGAAAGUAUUCAUAGCGCUUUACUUUUUCCACAGUUUUUUAUGUUACAGCUUUUUUCCAAAAUGAGUUAAAUUCAUUUAUUUCCUCAAAUUCUGCACACAAUAUCCCAUAAUGACAAUGUGAAAAAAGAGUUUUUUAAACUGUUGCAAAUUGAUAAAAAAUAAAAAGCCUGAAAAAUUACAUGUACAUGAGUAUUUACAACCUCAAUACUUUGUUGAUGCACCUUUGGCAGCAAUUACAGCCUCAAGUCUUUUUGAAUAUGAUGCCAAAAGCUUGGCACAUCUGUCUUUGAGGAUUUUUGCCCAUUCCUCUUUGCAGUACCUCUCAAGCUCUAUCAGGUUGGAUGGGAAGGUGUACGGCCAUUUUCAGAUCUCUCCAGAGAUGUUCAAUAGGAUUUAGGUUUGGGCUCUGGCUGGGCCACUCAAGGACAUUCACCGAGUUGUUGUGAAGCCACUCCAUUGAUAUUUUGGUGGUGUGCUUUGGGUCAUUGUCCUGCUGGAAGAUGAACCGUCGCCCCAGUCUGAGGUCAAGAGCACUCUGAAGCAGGUUUUCAUUCAGGAUGUCUCUGUACAUUGCUGCAUUCAUCUUUCCCUCUAUCCUGACUAGUCUUCCGGUUCCUGCUGCUGAAAAACAUCCCCACAGCAUGAUGCUGCCACCACCAUGCUUCACUGUAGGGAUGGUAUUAGCCUGGUGAUGAGUGGUGCCUGGUUUUCUCCAAACGUAACUCCUGGCAUUCACUCCAAAGAGUUCAAUUUUAGUCUCAUCAGAGCAGAGAAUUUAGUUUCUUAUGGUCUGAGAGUCCUUAAGAUGCCUUUUGGCAAGUUCCAGGCAAGGAGUGGCUUCCUUCUGGCCACUCUACCCUACAGGCCUGAUUGGUGGAUUGCUGCUCAGAUGGUUGUCUUUCUGUAAGGUUCUCCUCUCUCCACAUAAGAACACUGGAGCUCAGACAGAGUGACCAUCGGGUUAUUGAUCACCUCCCUGACUAAGACCCUUCUCCCCGAUCAAUCAGCUUAGAUGACCGGCCAGCUCUAGGAAGAGUCCAGUGUAGUGCUUCACGGCAAAAGCUGUGAAUACUCAUGUACAUGUGAUUUUUCAGGCUUUUUAUUUUUUAUAAAUUUGCAACUAUUACAAAAACUCUU
Danio aesculapii is the source of this 3755-nucleotide messenger RNA. RefSeq names its product dpy-19-like 1, like (H. sapiens) (gene dpy19l1l). Gene Ontology annotation, molecular function: mannosyltransferase activity. Bases 128 to 2320 code for a protein of 730 amino acids. The transcript is spliced from 22 exons. The record is from RefSeq and is a predicted model, not a curated record. NCBI's taxonomy places the organism in Eukaryota, Metazoa, Chordata, Actinopteri, Cypriniformes, Danionidae. Gene Ontology annotation, cellular component: nuclear inner membrane.